AUGUCGAGUAUGCCAUUCUCCCACGAGCCCAGAAAUGGCAACCUCGCUGCUCCGCGAGACUCAUUAGAGCUCGCCUCUCUCGCGUCCUCGUCGCCAGCCUCCGUCGGUGGCUCCUCGCGCUCCUCCUCACCCGACGGCAUCUCGUCCUCGCGCAAGCUCUCCCUCGAAGACGAAGAUCCUCUAGCUGGCGAGGAUGGAGAUGUCUACCUCCAAAGCGGCCGUCCACGAGGAUAUAGCACCUACUCAAUAUCCUCCGCAUUCGAUUUUGGCCGCAACCUCUUUCCAUUGUCGCAAACACAAGCCGCCGGGUAUGCGCCCCUAGGAACCCCGUCUGCACUCGACCGACAAGGAGAUGGUUCGCUGGAGCGGAAUAAGACCCUGACGUAUUUGAAUGGCCUGUCGCUCAUUGUGGGAUUGAUUAUUGGGUCGGGCAUUUUCUCCUCCCCCAGUCAGGUCAACGCCAACGCGGGGUCCCCUGGUGCCUCGCUCAUUGUUUGGGCUGUGGCGGGUGUACUGGCAUGGACUGGAGCAGCUAGCUAUGCAGAAUUGGGAGGAGCAAUUCCUUUGAAUGGAGGAGCUCAGGUCUAUCUAUCCAAGAUCUUCGGCGAAUUAAUGGGCUUUCUGUUCACAUGGAGCGCAGUGCUGGUAUUGAAGCCCGGCUCUGCAGCUAUCAUUUCGAUCAUCUUUGGAGAAUACAUCGUGCGAGCGUUCGUCGGUGCCGACGUGGAAAAUGUCAGCCCGUGGAUCAACAAGGGUGUUGCAUUCGGAGGACUUUUCACCGUGACCCUAUUCAACUGCAUCUCUACCAAGAUUGCCACCCGCAUCGGUGAUCUCUUCAUGUUCUUCAAAUUCGUCGCGCUGGUUGGUGUCACCGUCACGGGUAUCGUGGUGGCUGUGACAGGCGUUUCGUCCAAAGGAAAAGCCAACACAGAAUGGAAGACCACCGGCUGGUUCGAGGGCACCAAUACCGAAAUCUCCGACUUUGCAGUGGCGCUGUACGCGGGGCUGUGGGCCUUUGAUGGAUGGGACAAUACUAACUAUGUGACGGGCGAAUUCAAGAACCCAAGUCGCGACCUGCCACGCGUGAUUCACACUGCGAUGCCACUGGUCAUUCUGUCCUAUCUCAUGGCCAACGUCUCGUAUUUCCUCGUUCUGCCCCAUUCUACCAUCGAAGCCAGCAAUACUAUCGCCGUUCAGUUCGGUAGAAUGGUGUUUGGCCCAGCGGGUGCCGUCAUUCUAGCGCUCGUGGUCGGUGCUAGCUGUUUCGGAGCCUUGAAUGCUACCACCUUUACCAGUGGCCGACUUAUCUAUGCAGCCGGCAAGGAAGGCUACCUCCCAUCUUUAUUCGGCCGCAUCGGUUUCUCCAGCUCUUCGUCCCCGACUCCCCCAGCAGGCAGCCGUCUCCGCCGACGCUCAUGGGCCCGCAAAUCCCUUUCUCGUUUCUUUGGCGAUGAAUCCGGACUUGGAUACACCCCUAUAAAUGCCAUGGCCUUGAAUGCCGCGUUGACCACUGUCUAUAUCGUCGUAGGCGAGUUCGGCACUCUGGUCACGUUCUACGGCGUGGCCGGUUACACCUUUUACUUCCUUACCGUUCUCGGUCUGAUUGUCCUGCGCAUCCGCGAGCCGCAUCUAGAACGCCCCUACCGCACAUGGAUCACCACCCCGAUCAUCUUCUGCUGCGUAAGUCUGUUUCUCCUGAGUCGUGCCAUCAUCGCCGAGCCUCUCCAGACCCUGAUCGUGGUCGCCUUUAUCAUUACCGGUGUGCCGGUAUACUACUGGCGUAUCUACCAACGGGACGGGAAGAACGCCGUUACAGGAUGGAAGUUUUGGAAGUGGCACGCUCGUUAG
Messenger RNA from Penicillium cinerascens, 1848 nucleotides. RefSeq names its product putative amino acid transporter. Bases 1 to 1848 code for a protein of 615 amino acids. The transcript is spliced from 2 exons. Gene Ontology annotation, molecular function: L-amino acid transmembrane transporter activity. Gene Ontology annotation, biological process: amino acid transmembrane transport. The record is from RefSeq and is a predicted model, not a curated record. Lineage: Eukaryota; Fungi; Ascomycota; Eurotiomycetes; Eurotiales; Aspergillaceae. Gene Ontology annotation, cellular component: membrane.